GAAAUAAUGUAAUACCGUGACCGCAGUCUGCUUUGAGCAAGUGAAGGAUGAGUUUCAUCGGGAUACGUCGGUUUCAUCUCUGAAGUGAACCACCACGUUCGAACGCUGGCAUUUAUUCUUGAUCUUGCCUCCUGCUUGCAGUCCGCCACUUCUGGCUACUGCAACGUGUAUAUUAGCUUAGAAGGUCAUACCCUGGUAGCCGGACUAUCGCGACCACCAUGACAGACUCAUUUGCCGACCUCUGGAGUUCCACUGCCCCGAGUACUUCCAAACAAGCAGAACCUCAGAGAAAGCUGGGGGCUAUCCCACCAACGUCGACAACGCUCUCAAAUAGGACUAAUGAUAUCUUCUCCUUGCUUUCCGCAGCUGGUCCUACAUCAGCUACGACCUCUCGUUCGACUACACCUUCACACACGAACAUAGGACAAACUUCAAGGUCACCUCAACCCGUUUAUGUUGCGAAAGGCUCGCAGCAUGUUCAGAAAACAACAAGUUCUGGAGCAGGGGAUGCGUUCAGUGGAUUGCUUUCAGGGUCGUUUGCAUCAUCGGCCGACUCUGCGAAUAUGACUAUCGCGGAACGUGCAGCUUUGGUGGAAAGACAGAAGAGCGAACAGCUCUUGCGGGAACGUCAGACCACAGUGAAACACACAGACGCUGCUUGGGCUGGUUUAGAUUCGUUGGCGGGAACUCCUUCGCUCUCCUCGACACCAUCCUUACAACUCACUUCGACGCCUUCUCCCGGGCCAUCCGUGCCUGUAGUCGUUACAACUAGCGAGGACGAUGACUGGCUAAGUGACUUUGCCGCACCCAAACCCACUGUGUCGUCUGCCAACCCGUCAUCUGGCUCGUUACUUGCUGAUCUAGAUGACUUCACAUCGGUCCCAUCUCAACCAACUCCGCCGGAACCAUUGCGGCGUUCUAGUACAUCUGGAGACUUUGACUUUGGUGAUUCAGAUCAUGGCCUUCUGAACGAGCAUUCUGAUGAUGAAGAUGAUAUAUUGGGGGACCUGAGCAAACCUGUUGACCAGGUUCGACAACGUAUAACAGCACCGUCUCAACCAUCCUCUGGUCAACGGUCCAGAGCAUCAUCACCCUCACCUCACAUUCUCGGUCAGAUAGUCGAGAUGGGCUUCUCGGUUCAGCAGGCUCGCAUUGCCCUUGCAGCAACGGACACAGGGCUUGAUGUCCAAGCAGCCCUCGAAACACUCCUUGCUAGCGGUGCAGCGGAUUCCGACUUACCUCCAGCCUCUCGUGAAGAUCAUCUUCUGCCUCGUAGUCGAGACGCAACCCAAGAGCCUUCACGUCGACCUUCCGAUGACGGUCGACGUCGAGGGCAAGCAACCUCUCGAUCCACUCGGGAGUCCGCACGCGAAACGUCUUCUCCCAGUGAAGCAGAAACUCAACGAAACUUGCAAGAGCAAGCCGAUAAACUCCUCGCUCAGGCAUCUGAGAUCGGGCUAAGCGUGUUUAAUCGAGCCAAUGCAUUCUGGAGAGAAGGGAAGGAGAAGGUCCAGAAAGCUUAUGAGGAACGUGCAAAGGCUUCUGGGUCUGGAUCUGGUGGCCGAGUAGUGGAUGGAAGGCCAAAGUGGAUGCAAGAUGCCGAAGGUCGUGAGAAGGAACUCGAGGCAGAGUGGAGAGCGCACAAAGAGAGUGGAGGGUUUAGAAAUGACGACGAAGUGUUGCAGGAUGAGGUUUUGCAACCAAAGUCUGAGCCGCAGGAGAGAAGAGCGAAACAACAAAAUCGGGAGCCAGUGCAGCAUGUUUUGACGUCAAGUAGAGCCAAGACGGGAAACUUACUACCUGAUGAUACUCCAGCAGUAUACGUCUCACCGUUCAGACGGAAGACACCCUCGCGUAAUCAAACUUCGCCUGCUUCUGCUCCCCCACCGAAGGCAACCUCCUCACGAGUACCUUCACCUGUUCAGAUAGUUCAACGCAAGACCGUGUCAGCAUCACCCUCUGCCUUAGCUACAUCUGCGAAGCAUAAAGCUACAGGUACAGAGAUGUUCAAACUUGGCCGAUUCGCUGAAGCGGAAACAUCCUACUCAAACGCUAUCGCUGCUCUUCCACACUCUCACCUUCUUCUUAUACCCUUGUACAACAACCGUGCUUUAUCCAGAAUCAAGACUGGAGAACACUCUGGUGCCAUAGAAGAUUGCACUACGGUCAUUAACCUCAUCGGAACUUCAUAUCAUCCUGCGCGUGAGGUAGGAGUGACAAAAGAGGAAGAGGGUGCCAGCGUGGAUCUUGCAGAUGCGUACGUCAAGGCGUUGAAGAGACGUGCGGAAGCUUAUGAGGGGAAGGAGAAGUGGGAUCUGGCGAAGGCGGAUUGGGAAGCGAUUGCUGGCGCCGAGUGGGCGAAAGGCAAUGUGAGAGGAGAGGCCGUGAGAGGCGUCGGCAGAUGUCGACGAAUGCUAACAUCGAAUGUCGACGCGAUUGCAUCUGAUGCUCUGCCACAACCGAAGCCAACACAUCGAGUCAAGCCAAGACCCGCACCGAAGGUGGUUAUCAAUGAUUCAGACGCUCUCAAUAGAGUACGAGAAGCGAACCAAGCUGCUGAAGCGGAGGAUGAGCAAAGAUAUCAGCUCAAGGAUGUUGUCGAUGCUAAGUUGAUCGCAUGGAAGGGUGGUAAGGAGAACAAUAUUCGUGCUCUGAUCGCUAGUCUCGAAACUGUCCUUUGGCCUGAGCUUGGGUGGCAAAAAGUUGGGAUGCACGAGCUGGUGACACCAAAUCAAGUGAAGAUCAGAUAUACCAAAGCGAUCGCCAAACUGCACCCGGACAAGCUGAACGUCCACAACACGACUUUAGAACAGCGGAUGAUUGCAAAUGGGGUAUUUGGUUCGCUAAAUGAUGCAUGGAACGCUUUCAAGCAAUAAUUUAUUUUUUAACGUGGAUGCUUUGCUUUCAGUUGUUGUAACAAUCCAAAGAUAUACGUCUUUGAUUACCGGCAUCGAACUACUUCGAUUAUGACGAAGGCGUGUAAGUUACAAGGCCUGGAUUCAACCACUCGAAUACCGUAUGUCCCUCUGAAGGUUCUUCUCCCACUUUACCUCCCUUUACGGAUCCUACACUCUGAUGAUAUACAUUCAUAUCAACCACCUCCGCUAUCUCUGUCAACUGGAAGCUAUAUUGCUCUCCGUUUGUCAAGAUGUAGUCGAUGUUGUAGCCCUGUGGAACAUCGACCCCAGAUACAGGAUUAUGAAUUACUCCAAAUGGCGUAAGUGAGCUUCGAUCAUUUCCUUGCUUAUCAGUGCCGCAUUGAUUCUGG
Messenger RNA from Somion occarium, 3268 nucleotides. The record is from the annotation of a GenBank genome assembly. Lineage: Eukaryota; Fungi; Basidiomycota; Agaricomycetes; Polyporales; Cerrenaceae.